Molecule: messenger RNA, 968 nt
Organism: Periconia digitata
Lineage: Eukaryota; Fungi; Ascomycota; Dothideomycetes; Pleosporales; Periconiaceae
Source: the annotation of a GenBank genome assembly
ACCCAAACCAAUCUAGAGGAGAAAAACACAAAGAAAAACAUAAGAGAUGACCAUGACCAUCGGCAGGUGAAGAAAGAGAGAUCUCCUGGGCGGACAGAUAAGUGUGAGUCAUUUCGAUAGCAAAUAUCAUCAGGAUGUGGGUACUGACUUCAGAAUUAACCGAAACCCUUCAUUUUUCUGCGAUGUGACCCAGGAAGCCUUUUCCUUGCGAUUCUUUCCGGCGUUCCACUUCCUGACAAUCCUUGAGAUACGGGUGGAGCUCCUCGGCUCGGUACCUGAGUGGCACCGUUCGUGAAAUGGGAUCCACGCGUUCGAACCCUUGCCAAGAUAGGGGGGCAAGUGGUUCCAGCCGCUCUGGAGCUUUAUAUCCUGGUAUUCCCGCGAUCACGUCUUUCACAGCGGAUGUCAUCGCCGCAACUGCGUCGCUAUACAAGCUUGAAUCCGUCAUCAGCAAAGUGAAGAUUCCAUUCCAUCCCUCCUUGAUGGGUAUAUCUAUAUCCCCAAGAAACCUCACAGUAUCCGCCUGCACAGCUUGGCCUGCACAGCUUGGUCGAAUACGGGGUACCAUUUUAUCCUCCAAUCAUCUCUCAGUUCUCUCGAAAAAGCAGUUGGCUCGAACGUGUUCAAAUUGUAGUCGCCUUUUUUGAAUCGUGGCCAACACAAUUCCAUAUCUGGCUGUCUAGAAACCGUGCUCCAUACCAUGUAGUGCAGUUGGGUGACUCCAAGGAAAACCUCAUCUCUGUAAUACAGGAUCUUCAUAUAAUCCUGACCGCAGAAUUGAUGCUCACUUUUCAGUUUUUUGUAUGCGUCAGAGCGUUUUUGGAUCUCUUUUGUGUGAUCGUGGACGUCUUUUGUGUGAUCGUGGACGUCUUUCAUGAGCUGAUUGAGACUGAGCCAUCUAAGUUUCAACUUCUGGUCUUCAGUGGACAAAUUCAAUACUGUGAAACGUUCUGGCAGUCCAUGUUCCU